GCGGCGAGCAGCGCUCACUGCAGCAGAGUCCCGCUGAAGCGCAAUGCCUCGUUUUACUGUCCACAUCCGAGAUGAGUGGCUGGCAGUGCCCUGCCGGGAUACCACCAACACCAUCCGGUGGCUGGGACAUGAAGCUCUUAAACGCUACAUGAAGAACAAACCAGACGACGGCGGCAUCAAGGCCCUGAAGGACACUCGUUUUGUUGUGCGCAGGUGCCAGGGGUUAGGUUUGUUGGACGCGGAUGACACAAUCGAGGAUGUACUGGAGGAUAAUGACUUUGUCGAGAUCGCCAUUGACGGCGACACCAUGUCUCCUGACUUUAUCCCGUGUGAGCCUGGAGUUUCUAAUCUUACAGCAGCAUACCGAGAAUCAGCAGAAUACAUUUCCCUGGAUGGCAACAGCCUGACAUCUACAGAUCUGGUCAACUUAGGAAAGGGACUUUACAAGAUAAAGCUGACUCUCGAGGCAGAAAGAAAAGUUGUGCAAUCCAGAGAGCUUUUGGACACCAUUGUUAAAGAAAACAAAGUUGUCUAUGGAAUCACAACAGGUUUUGGCAAAUUUGCCCGAACAGUCAUUCCUGUCAGCAAACUCAAGGAGCUGCAGGAGAACCUGGUGCGUUCACACUCAGCAGGUGUGGGAAACCCACUGAGCCCAGAAAGGACCCGCAUGCUGCUCGCUCUGAGGAUCAAUGUUCUGGCCAAAGGGCACAGUGGAAUAUCUCUGGAAACCCUUCAUGCCAUGAUCCAAGCCUUCAACGCUUCCUGCCUCUCCUUCGUCCCUGAGAAGGGAACAGUCGGUGCUAGUGGAGACCUGGCACCUCUUUCUCACCUGGCCCUGGGGCUGAUGGGAGAGGGUAGGAUGUGGUCUCCUAAGAGCGGAUGGGCAGAUGCCAAAUAUGUCCUGGAGGCACAUGGACUGAAGCCAAUAUCACUAAGGCCUAAAGAGGGUCUCGCUCUGAUCAACGGGACCCAGAUGAUCACCUCUCUGGGGGCGGAGGCCGUGGAGCGAGCCCAGGCAAUUGCUCGGCAGGCAGACAUAAUCGCCGCUCUGACCCUGGAGGUGCUAAAAGGAACCACCAAGGCCUUUGACAGUGACAUCCACGCGCUGCGUCCCCACCCAGGACAGAUAGAGGUGGCCCUACGCUUCCGCUCGCUGUUGGACUCUGAUCACCAUCCAUCCCAGAUUGCAGAGAGCCACCGGUUCUGUGACAGAGUCCAGGAUGCGUACACCAUGCGCUGUUGUCCUCAGGUUCAUGGAGUCACCAAUGACACAAUAAAUUUUGUCCAGAACAUCAUCAAUACAGAAAUCAACAGUGCGACUGACAAUCCUAUGGUAUUCGCUGAAAGAGGUGAGACCAUUUCAGGUGGGAAUUUCCAUGGUGAAUACCCAGCUAAGGCUCUGGACUUUUUAGCCAUUGCAGUCCAUGAGCUGGCCUCUAUCAGUGAGAGGAGAACCGAAAGGUUGUGUAACCCUUCACUGAGUGAACUGCCUGCCUUCCUCGUCAACGAGGGAGGACUCAACUCAGGCUUCAUGAUUGCUCACUGCACCGCUGCUGCUUUGGUUUCAGAGAAUAAAGUUUUGUGUCAUCCAUCUUCUGUGGACUCCUUGUCCACCAGUGCUGCCACAGAGGACCAUGUGUCCAUGGGAGGCUGGGCUGCUAGGAAAGCCCUGAGGGUUGUGGAGCAUGUGGAGCAAGUUCUCGCUAUAGAGCUGUUGGCGGCCUGUCAGGGUAUUGAGUUCCUCCGCCCACUUCGUACCACCACUCCACUGGAAAAGGUCUAUGAACUUGUGCGCAGUGUGGUCAAACCGUGGAUUAAAGACAGAUUCAUGUCUCCAGACAUUGAAGCUGUGCACCGUCUUCUACUUGACCAGAAGGUGUGGAACGUGGCCAAACCAUAUAUUGACAAGUAUCAGACGGAGUACAUCCCAGAGUCUCGUCCCGUCUCUCCGACUGCCUUCUCUCUGGAGCCUCCGGCAUCACCGAGGAAGCGCGUUCGUCUUGAGUGAAAGAAAGCAUGUCCAAUUUUUGUUUAUUUUUCAACAACUAAAACUAAAAAAACAUGAUAUAUUGACACUUUUGUUAAUUUGAAUGAAAACCAGCAACAAUCUUUGAUCUACGAUAAAAUUUGAUUGUUUUGACCCUUUUGAUUUCUGACAUUUAAGGUUUUUAAUCCUUGAGGAUAUCUUGGUAAUUAGAGAAUUAGGUUUGCUAUAUAUAUAUAUUUCUCUAGUUAGUAUUGGGAGUAAAAGGUGCGCUGUGCACUAGAGUUGUAUUUAUCUAUACUUUGUUGUCCCUUUAUAAUAUGCCUAAUUUGGUUUUUAUUGCCACAUGACUACCUCAGCCAUUGUAACAUUUUCAUAUAAAAUAUUUUUUAAUGAUGUAGCACAAACACAACUACAAUUAAGUGUUGUUUUCUUUCUGGUGUAAUUAUAUAAAAUCUUAAACGAUUGUCAUCUAUACAUUUCCAACUUAAACAACACAACAAUAAAAGUUUUUAAAGCUG
Molecule: messenger RNA, 2505 nt
Organism: Dicentrarchus labrax (European seabass)
Lineage: Eukaryota; Metazoa; Chordata; Actinopteri; Moronidae
Gene: hal
Product: histidine ammonia-lyase
Exons: 20
Coding region: 44-2008 (654 amino acids)
Biological process (GO): L-histidine catabolic process
Cellular component (GO): cytoplasm
Molecular function (GO): histidine ammonia-lyase activity
Source: RefSeq, a predicted model, not a curated record